AUGGCUUUGGACGACCGUAAUGAUCCUUGGAUAUGCAGAGUUUUUCCUACCAGUUUGACAGGAGUUGUACUAGAGUGGUUCAGGAAUAGGCCACACAAGUCCAUCCCAGAUUACGUAACUCUGCGCACCAUGUUCCUAGCACAAUACUGUGGAAGUAAGAAGCAAAAGAAGAAUAUUGCUAGCCUCUUCACCGGAAGGCAAAAGAAAGAGGAAACACUGCAGGAUUUCUUAUCCAGAUUCAACAUGGAAGCCUCGGAAAUAGCAGAUUGUCAUCCUACGACUGCAACAGAAACAUUCAAACUUGCAAUGAUUCAGGGGAUGAAGUUUCAUACUUCCUUGGUCAAAUAUUCUCCUCCCGACAUGCAGACUCUCAAUGCCAGGUCCCAGAUCUACAUCUGGCUCGAAGAGAAUGUAGCCCACCGAGCGUAG
Cornus florida is the source of this 429-nucleotide messenger RNA. RefSeq lists its product as uncharacterized. The transcript has a single exon. NCBI's taxonomy places the organism in Eukaryota, Viridiplantae, Streptophyta, Magnoliopsida, Cornales, Cornaceae. Bases 1 to 429 code for a protein of 142 amino acids. The record is from RefSeq and is a predicted model, not a curated record.